UGGAAUUGUCGUGGAUCUGAGGUGUUUUGUGGUGGUGGUGGUGAUGGUGGUAGAGAUAAAUGGAAUGAGAGGACGGGACGGGGUUGGGGAAUGGCUGUCGUUUGGCGAGUUUAGCUGUGCGUGUGUGUCUUUUGCUUUGAUUCCGUUUCAUUUUGCAGGUACCAUUUGUGAAUGA
Molecule: messenger RNA, 175 nt
Organism: Anisakis simplex (herring worm)
Lineage: Eukaryota; Metazoa; Nematoda; Chromadorea; Rhabditida; Anisakidae
Source: the annotation of a GenBank genome assembly